UGGCGGGCUGGCUUCAGUCACUUUAUCCUGUGUACACCUGGAGGAGGCAGAGCGCCGUGUGACCCGCCUCAUACUAUGAUGAGUAGCUGGGAGUGUACAGGUCGGCUUCCUUCCAUUUCCUGUGGGCUGGGUCCUUCUGGGAAGGUGAGGACUGGAGAAUAAAGCGUAUCUUAUCGCCCCGUAUGUGUGUAUGACCCGAGGACGAGGCGACAACGUGCUGAUAACUAUGACAACAACCUGAGGACAAGGGUGAGGUGACCUGUACCUCCGAUACCGGAGACAUAUACAUGGACUAGGGAAGCGUCAUAUACCUGGACUGGGGAGAGCCCCCUAUACCUGGACUGGAGGAGAGCCCCCUAUACCUGGACUGGAGGAGAGCCCCCUAUACCUGGACUGAGGAGACCCUCCCUAUACCUGGACUGAGGAGACCCUCCCUAUACCUGGACUGGGGAGAGCCCCCUAUACCUGGACUGAGGAGAGCCCCCUAUACCUGGACUGGAGGAGAGCCCCCUAUACCUGGACUGAGGAGAGCCCCCUAUACCUGGACUGAGGAGAGCCUCCCUAUACCUGGACUGAGGAGAGCCCCCUAUACCUGGACUGAGGAGAGCCCCCUGUACCUGGACUGAGGAGACCCUCCCUGUACCUGGACUGAGGAGACCCUCCCUGUACCUGGACUGAGGAGACCCUCCCUGGACUGAGGAGACCCUCCCUGUACCUGGACUGAGGAGACCCUCCCUGUACCUGGACUGAGGAGACCCUCCCUGUACCUGGACUGCGGAGACCCUCCCUGUACCAAGGAGAGCCCCCCUGUACUUGGACCGAGGAGAUUCCAGAUACCCCCCCCCCCCCUGGACUGAGGAGAGCCCCCUAUACCUGGACUGAGGAGAGCCCCCUAUACCUGGACUGAGGUGAGCCCCCCUAUACCUGGACUGAGGAGAUUCCAGAUACCUACCGACCUGGACCGAGGAGAGCCCUCCCCCUACACCUGGACAAAUUUAUACAGCCACUGGCCUGGACUAUAGACACAGCAAUGCUGCUCCAGGGGGUUCUCCUGUCCUUCCUGCUAUCACAUAUGACAGAAUCUGUCACCAUCUCAUUACAAGCAAGAGACAACAUAACCAUCAGUAUCAAAGGUAUUCUUAAUACAACACCUCCCUGCUUCCUCUGCAUUGAAAAGAAGUGUGACAAGUCAAGUCUGAUAAUUCGUUCUGGAAGCACUGUGAAUUAUGACUUUAGUUGUAAAACGCCCGAGAAGUACUUUAUUAUGGAAAUCAACAGGACCAUUGAUUGUGAUUAUGGUGCUUGUCCUUUAAAUGUAAGCCUGCUACCUUCAAGUUUAAAUAGUUUAAAUCGGACAUUUUUUUGGCACAUAUCAGCCAUCCGAAGCAAUGGUCUUGUACUUGGCUUCCCUAAUCCAUGGCUUCAACAGAUCCAUCCAUCAGAUAAUUGUCCAGACCUAUUACAUUUCAAGAUCAGCACUUUCUCAGGUGACGUACCCGUCAACAUUGGAACCUUCUGCAGGAAUGGGACUGUCUCUCGAAUUAAAGUCCAUGAAAGAGGUGUUGUUGCUCUAAGUCUGCCUUGGACCCAGAGUAUUAAAGACCCCGUGUUCAGUGUGGCGAACCGAUCCUCCAUCCAAAGAUUGUGCAUCAUUGAUACCAAUUUCCAGGCGGAAUCACUUGUAACUCUAUUUUCUGCAAACUAUCCAUCUGCAUUUCCUUCUAAUGAACGCAUGACUUGGAAGUUCAACUUACCUUCUGGUCAUGCAGCUGUAGUAAAGUUUGUCAAUUACACGACACCAGUGUGUGAAAAGAAUGAGCUGGAAGUUCAGUACCAUCUACCAAAGCCGUCAACAUUAAAGCUGCAUGAAAAGCAACCUGCAAAUAUACAAAAUAACUUCAACUUGUCUUUGCAAAAUUGUGUAGUGGACAGAAAGACCACUAAUCAGCCUGGACUAACCUUGAAUUUUACAGUCAUAGUUCAGAAGACACCUGGAAAUGAAUUGUAUGUACUAGAUUUGACAAAGGAGAAAGACUUGCGUGUGCGCAUUGGACAGCGGAAAGUUGUUGGGCGUCGGUUUACCCCAGUCUGUGAGAUCUGUAAAGCAGCUGAAGAUUGUUUACCUGAGCUUGAGAUUGAAGGAGGGAGAUACUACAAAAUCUCUUUUCUCUGUCAAGAUAUGAAAAGCCUGAGUGUAGAUGCUGUAAAGGAAAUAUCAUGUUGGGAUCUCAGAACCUGUAAUAUCAGCAACAUGGCCCUUAACAUUCCUCAGUCAUUCAUUAAUUUCCCUGUCCGCCUGGAGAGUUUUACUUGGAGGCUGCUAGCACCUGAAUACAUCAGUACUGAAGUGACCUCUAAAUCUAUAUUCCUGCAACAAGAUACCCAGGAUAAACCCUGUAACUCAUCUACUUCAGGUUUUACUUACGAAAUCAUCAGCUCCACCAACAAAAACCAGUUUAGAAUUGGCACUUUUUGUCCAAAUGGAUCCUAUGAAGAGGUUCAAAUGAGAGACAAUGUCACCAUCAUAAUGCAUAUACCACAACAGACAGAUAUGCGAGAACUGCUGAAGCAUGACCUACAUGUGUCCUUUGUGUCAUUUAUUAAAGAGGAGUGUAUAUUCACAGCAUCUCCCAAACCUGGAGAAACUAUAUAUAUUCAGACUCCAAACUGGGACUUUGGGCUCCCAGAUUAUGUUUCUCUUUCGUGGAAUAUAAAAGUACCCACGAAACAGUUUGGCCGACUGACGUUUGGAAAUGAUAAAUUGGAUGUAUCUUGUGAAAUGGGUCGGGCAUUUGUCAGUGUAAAGGAGGAGAAAGACUAUGGACCCGGGAUAGUACAUAGAGAUGAGCAGCAGCUACCAGGUCCCCUUGACUUGUAUUCUUCAUUUUGGGUAAACGUCUCCAAUUGCAAACCGUGGCCUGCUGCAAAGAAACUAAAACUACACCUGUCUAUUACCUUAAAUCCAUUUACCACAGGUGUUAAGUACUCACUCAUUGCAGCCGGUGCAGCAACCGUUGUUGUUGUUGUAGUGAUAAUAACUGUCUGCUGUGUGAAAAAGAAGAAAAAGCAGAAGAAAGCUCCAGUGGGUAUAUACAAUUCCGAAGUGAGUACCGAAGCACCGAGGCGACAAGCCUUCUUUAAGAAGGGUAGGAAGACUAAUGAAUCACACGUGUAUGCAGUUAUUGAUGAUACAAUGGUGUAUGGCCACCUGCUACAAGAAAAGGAUGACUGCACCCCAGAAGUGGAUGUAUACAGGCCGUUUGAAGGCCCCAUGGGUGAUCCUCCGCCUGUUCCCCCUAUGAAAUUUCUUAAUGGAAGCACUAGAGAGGAUACAGUGUUGGACCCUCUUGCACGUUCAAUGAAAGAAAAUGAGAUCUAUUCUAUCUCUGAACCAAAUGUGAGACAGCCAGUAGAAAAUGAAGAUACCAGCAUACCUUACAUUGAGGAAUCAGAUAGUGGGACCAUAACUACGUAGAAAAAUCUAAAUUGAACUGUUUCUGAGUGAUCAUCAGGAGAAAAUAUUUAUUUUGACAAAAACAUUCUCAUAGGGCUUAUGUCCAGUUUGGAGCUGAUCACUCUGUACUGGGAUGUGACUCAAUUGGGUGCACUGGAUUUAGUUGUCAUUGAAGCCACAUGGGCUUAGCUGACUGUGAAAAGUGAGGUAUUAUUUACCUUGUGAGCUAAAAUAUUUCCUUUAAAUCCAUUAAGAGAAAUCAUUUAAGCAGUUUUGUAAAAAAAAAUGUGAUUCUUGCAUGGAUGAAAGACUCAAUUCAAGCUUCUAUGAAAAGACAAUACAGUAAGAACUGCAAAUGCACUUCAGUAUUCUCGGUAAUACGUGACUGUCUGCAUUGCACGUCUCAGUUCCCAAAAAAUGUAAAUUCCACUACGUAUGCAUGUCCAGGAAGAUGUUGCCACCAUAUUUCAGCAAUUGUUUAUAUUUUAUGUUGAGCUUUUUAACCUCUUCAAGUAGGUAUUCAUCUUGCAACCCAUCAGAGACUUUUAGCCUGGGCUGGACAAUAGCCAGUAAUCGGGUAGCCAAAAGGCCUAAAGGGGCUGUCUUUGAAUUCAGAGUUAUAACUGAGGUUGUCAUUGGUGGCCACUGUUUCUUGGCAACUAGCAUUCUGAGAUUGUGAAUGACAGCUUCCAUGCUGCUUUUAACAAAGGUACUUGUAGUGCAUGUUCCCACCAGCAAUGCACAAAUCGGAGUAACCUGGGAUUUCUUACUGAUUUCUGAAUACUACAUUACUCAUACCCCCCCCCCCCCCUCAAUUGUAAAUAGCUUUAGAUAUUUUUUUUCAAACGGUUUAAUUUAUGUCUUAUGCACACAGGCGUAAAAAAAAAGAAAAACAAAGACAUUUGGAUACAUACAGUGCUUAGUUUUUUUGCAGAUCUGAACACAGCAGUUUUGUAUAUUAUGGGCCCAUGCACACAGCUGUAGCUGAGCUUAGUAAACUUGUAUUGUGUUCAGCUGUACAAAUUCAAAGUAGAAAAUUCUGCAGCAGUAGUUGACGUGUAAAUUUAAACAUGCACAAAAAAUAUGGGAUUGAAGACUGAGCUAGAGCAAUGCAAUAUGGAUGUGAAUGGUUAAGGUCCUUUUACCAAAACAUGUUGGAGCUAUUUACUAUCAAAAUCCUGCAUAGAUCAGUAUUUUUUUUACGCCUGUGGGCAAGAUCCAUUACAGGACGAGCCCCGUUCGUCUAAACAAACACUGUAUUUUUUCUAUACAUAAAUUUCCCCAAUAUGAGCACACAUGUAAUAAGAACCAGCAGAUGUUUGAUAUUGCUUAUUGUUGGCCUUACUUUGGGACAUAGGACAAGAGGAGCUGCCUGUAUAUAGGCAAUUGAAAAAUGCUAGAGAAAAUUUACUGGGCUAAACACCAAUACACGUCUGUUAAAGCAGUUAUCAGGCUACUGUUUAAAUGUGAUCCUUGUAUGCUUUAAAAAAAAAAAAAGGCUAAGAAAAAAAAAUAUUUGACAGAGUGAAGCUCAUUUGAGUGCAAGUACAUUAUUUAGUCCAUUUAAAGGUUUAAAGCAAACGCACAAGCUCUAACAUGUAGGCAAGGAUAUGGAUAUUUGACAAUGUGUUGAGACAGGAAUUUCUUGAACCUUUGUGUGUCAUACUUCCACAUUCUGUUGAAUGUCAAAUCUGCUUUAAAAACCACAGGAGUGGUAAUGCGGUGUGUGUGAAUUUUAUACUUUUUUUUUUUAAAUUGCACCCUAGUGUCGUUUUAGUUGUGGAUACAAUUUUUAAAUCAUAGCCAUUAACUUCUCUUAUUUUCUCUCUUUUCGGUCUUUUAAAUAUACCUGGAAAUCUUUUUUUAUCAUAUGUACAAUAAGUGCAAAAAAUUGAUCUUGUCUAAAAUUUGAGCCGGGUACACUGCCGGGUGGCUGCUGGUUUUCUAGCAUGCACAUCCGACAAACAGACAUACACGUUUUUUUUUAAUACAUUUUUUUUAACAUUCCGCCUGUUUGUACCUGGCAUUAGGGCUGUCCUUUGCUCACUUUGUGUUAUCUCAAAGAGGCUAUUUGGCCCUCCUAGUUCUUACCUUGGACCACAGAAUUUUUGUUGUAGAGUGUUUAUUUUUUUGUUGUAUACUGUAGAGUGUUGAGGGUAGGAGUGGCGAGUAAUUUGGAAAUUUACACAUUUGACAUUAGUAAAUUGGGAAAAGACUUUGGGCAGCGCUGACACCGCUCAGUCCAAAAAAAAAAAAAACGGGUUUAAGAGCAGAUCAACUGGUAUUUUUCAGUACUUGCAGGGUCCUUGAAAUGGUUAAAACACAAGGAAAUGUGCAUGCAUUUUUUUUCCCUGACAUGAACAUUAAGGUUUGUUUUUCAGAAAAUUGGAAGUAACUUUGAGAAGCAUUGUAGUUCUUCCAUAUAUUUUUAAUUGGAAAUGAGUACAAAGUUUAAAACUUGACACAUUGGAUUUCAGCCGGAGGGCAAAAUGCUGUACGACAGGAAAAAGUAACAAAGUUUUUUUGUCCUAAUUAAAGUACAACUAAAGGUAAAACGUAGUUUUGAACAGAAUGGAGAUGUAGUAGAACACCUGACCGUUUUUAUUGCUGUCUCUUAUUCACCCUAUUUUUGUCCUGCUUAUCAUUAUCAUUGAAAGUGAAAUGUAAAAGAAAAUUGCUAAUUUUGGGUUGUCCCUAGAAAAGUAAUGGAUAUGAAAUCUUCUAAUGAGGACACUAGUUCCGAUGACCUGUGGUCCCCAAGGGAUUCUCCUAAUUUGCAGGGAUUUCCUCUCACUUCUUGUUUGGAUAUAGGACAGGAUGUGAAAGGAAAUCUUCCCCAAUGGGGCAGAUGGCAAGAAACAAACUGACAGGGGUUUUGACCCUCCCUAAAGCCUGGUACACACCCAGCGGUCUGUACUAACGAUCCAAUGUUGGUGCAUCGAUUUCCCCUGCUGUUCUUUUGUGUUCUGAAAGGGGAAGGCCCUUUGCCAGAACACUCCAGUCAGCGCUCUCGGCCAGUGGCUGAUCGGGAGCUGCUAGUUUUCCAGCAUGGUCGCCCGACAGAAGCCAGUGAAACGGCUGGCUUCUUUCAGACUGUGUGUCAUACACACGGGCCAAAUGUUUACCAGUUUUAAUUGAACCAGACAAUGUCCCCCUACAUUUAGCCUAUGUCCACUAGGCUUUACUCUAUCCAAAAUGAAAAAUUAAGUUUUGCCCAUAGUUCUACAUUAAAGCUAGGAUGUGUUUGGCUAACAAAGUCAUUUACACUGGAUCGUGUCAGAUUUUGUUUAAUCUAUUAGUGCUUUUCAUCUAAUGAGGUACAUGAAUCUCAACAGUGGUCCCUGACAUUAGCAAGGCACUGCACUUAAUCUUCAGUAUAUGUAAUGAUGGCCAGAGCCCAUGGACAUGCUACAGUAGGGUUUCCCAACUAGGGUUCGUCCAGAGGUUGCUGGGGGUUCUUUUUAGCAAUGAGCAAUUUCUGCCUCUCAGGUAAGUUCUGACUGACACCACUAAUCUUUUUAGCUAUCUGUAAGGUGGUAAUUCUUCCCUAUGUCCACAUUUGUAAGGAGCAUCCUUCUCACUGACCAUCACACUUGUGUAUCAUGACUUGUAAAUUUAAUUAUUUUUAGCACCGUGACACCAGAAAGUUCUUUUGAGGGUUCCCUGAUGAUGAAAAGGCAGAGAGGCUGUGCUAUAGGUCUGGAUGGAAACUGAAGUCCUGCUACAGUUGACAGUAAAAUAUUACAGGGACACAUUACAUGAGGCUAUUAGAGAUUUCUUCUCUGAUGCCUUUGCAAAUCAAUGCUCUCACUACAGAUUUCUGGGCUCCAAGAGCCUUGCAGCUAAUACCAAAAAGACUCACGUGGCCCUUGGGUUGAAGUUUGGGAAUUAGGGUAUUAAUGCAGCAAUAUUUACCACAAAGUAUACGUAGUGUGAGAAUCUACCUGACUAGGUAGGAUUUAAAAUGAAUAGGUAGGCCUUUUGUUCAGCAUAAUUGUAGGCGUGUGUUUUUUCUCAAGAAAUUAAGAUAUUAGUUGAAAUAAUAAUUAACUUCAUAUUUCUUCUUGUGUUUUCACACAUUUCCCUAUUUUUGCAAGUUAUAUCUACAUUUCAGGUUUUAUACUGGUAAUUGUUCUGUAACAUGUAAAAAUAUGCUGCCUUAGUUCUCCGUAUUUCGGUAUAUUUGCACUUGUUUUCUUGGAACUCUCUGAUGCUUUUUUGGUAUAUUUAUUGUUUUUAUGCUUUUAAAACUUCUUUUGUGAGAAAGGGUUUGCUGUGUCAUUUGUUCAGUGCAAUGGCCUUGUUUUCAAAGGACUAAAUACAUGUUAAAUAAUACAAUUCCUAUCUGUUUUUGUAUGUGGAAUAAAACUGAAAGUGGCUAUUUCUAAAUUAA
This is a messenger RNA of Rana temporaria (common frog), 7847 nucleotides long. RefSeq names its product CUB domain containing protein 1 (gene CDCP1). Bases 1031 to 3475 code for a protein of 814 amino acids. Lineage: Eukaryota; Metazoa; Chordata; Amphibia; Anura; Ranidae. The record is from RefSeq and is a predicted model, not a curated record. The transcript is spliced from 9 exons.